AUGUCGUCGGGUUUUCCGGACAGAUCGGGUUCGACGAAACGAAGCCGAUCGCGAUCUCCAUCAUCGCGUCAACCCCAGAAGCUCCCCCGCAGAUACGAUGAGAGGGACUACCAGAGCGAUGGAAGAGGUCGAUCGGCGCAGUCGCAGUCGAGGAAUAUGAAGAAUCAGAUGCGGAUAAAUCAAUUACAAGAAGACGAGCAAGUGCGCGAAUGGGUAGCGCAGGAGGACGUUUUCGUGCUUAAACAGGCCAAAAAGAAGGCGGAGAUCCGUGUCAAAGAAGGCCGGGCGAAACCGAUUGACUGGCUUACUGUCACCCUGCGAUUUAUCGACCCGACAAGGAACCCUCUUGAUGAUGAGAUUGCGGACUCGGACCUGGAUAUCGUGGAUCCGGAUGGCGUUUUCGAAGGACUGUCUCAGAGUCAAUUGCUGGACUUGGAGAAGGACAUUGAUACAUUUCUGAGUUUGGAGGCAAAUCCACAAAACAGAGAUUAUUGGAAGACUAUGAGAAUUAUCUGUCGCGACCGUCAGAAAAUUAUUGCUCCGGAAGGGCGUGCGCUCAACUCCGUCGCUGCGGAUAUCAAUAGGCUUUUAGGUCCUAAAACCUACGAGCAACUUCAAACCCUUGAAGUACAGGUCAAGAAAAAGCUGGAUUCUAAUGAACCCAUCGAUACCGAUUACUGGGAAGAAUUGCUGCGGAGUCUCACCGUCUGGAAAGCCCGCGCCAAACUGAAGAAGGUUUUUCAGGCCGUCAUAGACGAACGUGUUCGAGGACUACGCCAACAACAGCGCGACGAAGCGGAGUCGGUUCGAGCAAAGCUUGCGCCUCUGGCGCCAGUCAUCCAGCCAUCGACCGAGGACAAAACACAAUCCGGGUUGGAUGAAGAAUUCCGUGGCCUUGAUCCCGACCCGCUGCUCCAGGUUCGCCCGGAAGACAAGGUCUUGGAGGUAGUGGAUGAGUCGAACUUUUUGGAUCAGGUGGCUCGCGAGCGUCAAAAGGUUCUAAAGAUGGGUUUUGUGCCUCUCCGCCAGAGGCAGGCAGAGAAAUCAUCAGCUCUUCCUGUGAACCAAACACCGAACUUGCCUGCUGUUGCCGGCUCCUCUCGCUUUUCAGCCAUACCAAAUGAAGAUUUCUCCCAGGCAACAAAGGCACUCUAUGAGCGAGAGCUUGCGAGGGGAGUCAGUGAGAAUGAAGAGAUCUUCACGGGCGAAGAAUCCGUGAGCACGGGGUCCCAGCCUCAGUGGGCGAACAAGUACCGGCCACGCAAGCCGCGAUACUUCAACCGGGUGCAAAUGGGCUACGAAUGGAAUAAGUACAACCAGACCCAUUAUGACCAUGAUAACCCGCCACCAAAGGUGGUCCAAGGCUACAAAUUCAACAUAUUCUACCCCGACCUCAUCGAUAAGACGAAAGCACCGACCUACCGUAUUGAACGCGAGCACGGACGAAAGCGCGGCCAGUCGUUUGCAGCAGCUGGUGAAGAAGAUACUUGUCUUAUUCGAUUCAUGGCCGGGCCCCCUUACGAAGACAUCGCAUUUCGAAUUGUUGAUAAGGAGUGGGACUAUAGCGCUAAGAGGGAAAGAGGCUUCAAGAGCACCUUUGACAAGGGUAUCUUACAGCUACAUUUUCAAUUCAAACGGGUCUACUACCGAAAGUAA
Molecule: messenger RNA, 1656 nt
Organism: Aspergillus nomiae NRRL 13137
Lineage: Eukaryota; Fungi; Ascomycota; Eurotiomycetes; Eurotiales; Aspergillaceae
Product: splicing factor cactin
Exons: 5
Coding region: 1-1656 (551 amino acids)
Biological process (GO): mRNA cis splicing, via spliceosome
Cellular component (GO): spliceosomal complex; cytoplasm
Molecular function (GO): protein binding
Source: RefSeq, a predicted model, not a curated record